AUGCAAGAUCCCUCGAUCACAGCAUGGAAUACGCCCAUGCCCAUCCCCGCAACGAUUGAUCUCCACCGCGCGCAGCAGGCACACACGCGCAAAUUCCUCGAGGAGAACGCCUGGCUCAACGUCCUCCCCAUCUCUGCAAGCGACCUCCACGCUCUCCGUAGCAUCCAAGGCCUCUACGAGGUUCGCAUCGACAAGUGCCCAUGGCUAGGCGCUAGUCUCCGCCUCUGGCUGCUAUGGGACUACGAUCGGCUCUGGGGGAGUUUUACAUUCAGGCCCCUCGAGGGCGUCUUCCUGGUCGAUCCAGCCUUUACGAUCCAGCAGUGUGACCCGGCCACCGGCUUUAGUCCAUCGUUGCCGGUUGAAUGGAUGGGCUGGGCCGAGGAUGAUGGCUGGGGUCGGGAGGAGACCAGCUGUAUCCCUAGCGAGAUGUGGAUCAACCCCUGGACAAAGACACUCGAGGGUGAGUUUGGGUUCAUGUAG
Molecule: messenger RNA, 480 nt
Organism: Aspergillus brunneoviolaceus CBS 621.78
Lineage: Eukaryota; Fungi; Ascomycota; Eurotiomycetes; Eurotiales; Aspergillaceae
Exons: 1
Coding region: 1-480 (159 amino acids)
Source: RefSeq, a predicted model, not a curated record